Alternaria alternata is the source of this 2373-nucleotide messenger RNA. Its product is annotated as cobalamin synthesis protein. The record is from RefSeq and is a predicted model, not a curated record. NCBI's taxonomy places the organism in Eukaryota, Fungi, Ascomycota, Dothideomycetes, Pleosporales, Pleosporaceae. The transcript is spliced from 7 exons. Bases 340 to 2019 code for a protein of 559 amino acids.
GGAAUUGCACUCAAAUGCGUACGAAGGACAUAGUUCACAAUCCUGGGUCAGAAUGGUCCUUACUUUGGAGACUCCAUCCAAUCUAGGAUCGACCUGACCUUCCUUACCGACACCGAGAUGAACACGGGACACUAUAACUAGGUUGGCAGUUACUACGUUGGUAUCUCUCGCGUUCUUGACGAAUGAGAUGCGUCCCUUUCGUGCUGAUGCGACCGAGCCAUCUUGGUGCUCAAUGGUCGACGCGCACAACGGUAACAGUACAGAUACAAAAACCAUUCAAACAAACUUCAGAGAGUUUCAGAAUACUCACGGAACUUGAAACGGCUAUAAAGAUUCCCUAUGCCACCUGCGAAGCGUAGAAAAACCGGCGGUGCGGAGAUGAAGACGAAGACAAAGACCAGUGAGCGAAAGCCGCUCCCAGUGACUGUUCUCUCUGGGUUCCUGGGAAGUGGUAAGACGACCUUACUCAGGCACAUCCUGCAGUCACCGGACCAUGGCUUGCGAAUCGCCGUUAUCGUCAACGACAUGGCAUCGGUGAAUGUCGACGCGAACCUCAUCAGCCGUGGAAACAGCAAGAACAACAACGGGGAGGUCCGUGUCAAGGAGAAGAUGAUUCAGAUGGAGAACGGUUGCAUCUGCUGCACGCUCCGCGGCGACUUGCUGGUUGAACUUGCACGCCUUGCUUGGAACGAACAAGGAUUUGACCAUGUGGUCAUAGAAAGCUCUGGCAUCAGCGAGCCACAACAGGUUGCGGAGACUUUUACGACAGAGCUUACUGAGGCAAUGAUCGACGCCGAAGGGAUGGAACCUGAUGAGAAGGAGGUAUUCGCCAGGGUCGCGAAGCUCGGCGGUUUGAAGGCCAUUGUGACCGUCGAUACCAUGGUAACUGUGGUGGACGCCUUCCGCUUCUUUUCCGAAUUCGAUACUGCUGAGUUCCUGCAAGACCGUUUCGGAAGGGACGAGGUACCAGACGAAGACCAGCGGACUAUCUCCGAUCUCUUCGCCGACCAGAUUGAGUUUGCCAACGUUGUCAUCGUCAACAAGAUCGACAGGGCAGAUAAAGCAACUCUGGGUCGUGUCAAAGGCUACAUCAAGUCGCUCAACCCAAAAGCUAAGAUCAUCGAAUCCAGAUAUUCCAAGGUAGAUGUCCGCGAGAUGCUAAACACGGGGAUUUUCAACUUUGGUGAGGCUGUCGCAAGCGUUGGAUGGCUGCAGUCGUUACAUGAAAUGACAGUCAUGGAUGUUCAUGGCAAGAAGCGUAUCGCGCCUAGGCCGGAAACACUGGAGUAUGGCAUCGGAUCUUUUGUUUAUCGCGCCCGAAAGCCAUUCCACCCACUGAAACUAUACAAGCUCAUCGAGGGCAAAUUCAUUCUUUUACAAGAGGAGGCCGAAGAUGUGGAUGACGGCGAAGAUGACGAAGAGGAAGAUGAAAAUGUGGUUGAUGGUUCAUCUGAAUCUGGAAGGGCCAGCGUCUCUGGGGACGAUUCCGAUGAGAUGAGCGAUGACGACGCUGCCCCUCCCAUGGAUGACAAGCAAAUUCUGGCCAACAAGAAGGCAUGUGCCUACUUCGGUGGCUUGCAUCGAAGCAAGGGCAUAUUUUGGCUCGCAACGCGUCCCAACCAAAUGGGCUCAUGGAGCAGCGCAGGCGCAAUGCUGACGCUCGGAUCUGAGAUGCCAUGGUUCUGCUGCGUAGCUGAAGAAGACUGGGGAGCCGACGACGAUACACUAAAGGCCAUCAGGAACGAUUUUGAGGGCGAGUGGGGUGACAGGCGACAGGAGAUCGUUUUCAUUGGGGAGAAGAUGGAUGUUGAUGGGUUGACGAAAAAACUCGAUGCAUGCCUACUUACUCGCAGUGAGAUGAAGAAAUGGGAGGAGGUUAUGCACGACGAGAAAUCGGACGAUGAUGAGAAGGAAGAGACUCUGCAGGAGAUUUGGGACGAUGCUUAUUGGGCCGAAUGGCCACGUGCGCAAGAUGAAGAGGAGCAUGACCACGCUCACCAUCAUGGCCACAAGCACUGAGCAAUGAUGUGGGCGUUGGCAGUGUCAAGUUACAGAUUGUAUGGGAGGAACCAGACGCUAGCAGUGAUGUCAUUCACGCUAGGGGAGCUUCUAGCCGAAGAUUCCGCCAGUGACCAUCAGUUGGGCGCAGCUCUGGUUCCUUUAUACAUAAGCUUUUUACAUGAGUAUUGCGAGAUGGAAUAUUUGACAUAGAGAAUGGAAAUUUUGCUUAGUUUGAGAAGAUCAAGCAGCUUGUUCAUAGCUCUAUUUGACAGACCAACUGUAUUGCUCGAGUCGUUCAGCCUACGAAGGUAACGUCGUUCAACACCUGGCUGUUGAAGUUCGUUCAACGACUUCUCAAGAUUUCGGAGAAAC